Messenger RNA from Dermatophagoides farinae (American house dust mite), 737 nucleotides. Its product is annotated as single-stranded DNA-binding protein, mitochondrial. Gene Ontology annotation, molecular function: single-stranded DNA binding. Gene Ontology annotation, biological process: DNA replication. NCBI's taxonomy places the organism in Eukaryota, Metazoa, Arthropoda, Arachnida, Sarcoptiformes, Pyroglyphidae. The record is from RefSeq and is a predicted model, not a curated record.
AAACAUGCUUUUCAUGAUCAGUGUUUGAAUUCUUUAUACAACAUUCAAAUUGUUCAAUCUGGAUUGGAAUCACUUUUUUCUCAUCUAAAAAAAUGGCACAUCAAAAUAUCAAAAAUUUUCAUAAUCUAUUGCGUUCCAGAUUUUUAUCUGAUACUUUACGAUUUUCUAGCUCAAAAACUUCUAGCGAGAUAAAAAUUCCUGAUAAUUCAAAAUGUAUCAACAAAGUUAUUCUUCUUGGUCGAUGUUUAGCUGAAGCAAAUUUAAAGCCAUUGAAUAAUACAAAUUAUGCUACAUUCAUUAUGGCUACAAAUGAAUUGCGUCGUACUAAAAGCAAUGAAAUUGUGAAACGCUCGGAUUAUCAUAAAGUUUUCGUCUAUCAACCAUUUUUGGCAAAAAAAUCUCAUAAUCUAAUUACAAAAGGGACUCGAUUAUAUCUUGAAGGAAAGCUAAAUUAUCGAAAAUAUGAAAAUCAAUUUUUCUCCAACAUAGUUGCCGAAAAAAUAUUAUUCAUUUCCGGUACCAAUCAACAAUUUGAACUUGAUAACGAUGACAUUAUCGAAGAAAUUGAUGAAGAAUUUAUCACUGAAGGUGAAGAACAACAAAAUGUCCAAGCUUCGGAAAAAUAUUGAUUGCAAUCAUGACAACUACAUUGUAGUCACCAAUCACAUUUUUUUUCGUUCCAUAGUCUCAUGUUGAUCAUUUUCGAAUUAUUAACAAUAUAAUAAUUAACAAUUAAC